CAUCAGCUUUCAAUCGCACAUAAACAAUUCUCUUGUAAAAAGUACUUUUUGAUCGAAAAUUUGUUUGAUGAAAUCGAUGAUUCUGACUGUAUUCGGUUUCUUUCUGUAGACGUUUUCUACUUGAAGCAGCUUGGAUUCGUUCAAUUAUAUAUUCCAGAGACCGUCCAAAAUAAAGAUGGAACUGUAUAUAAGCACACCGAUUGAUAAGCAUACAAAACGACGAUUUUCGGAGGUAGCACAUGACAAUCGACUGAGUCGACGUUCCCUUAACCGACCGUUUGAAUGCAGCUAUUGUUCGCAAAGUUUCAAAGUUCAUAGUAAUUUGUUGUAUCACGAGCAAAUUCACAAAUGGAACCAACACAACCUGAAAGAUGAUGCCAAACCGUUCGAAUGUGCCAAAUGUGGUUUGAAAUUUUUUCAAAAAGUUGAAUUAGACCGUCACGGACUAGUCCAUUGGGAGCGAAAUCUUCAAAAAUGUAAAUGGUGUUCGAAGAAGUAUGAAGUUGAACAGCACCUUCAAUGGCAUGAGCGAAUUCAUCAAUGGAUUGACUCACUCGAUCAACCAUUUGAAUACGAUGAAUUUGGCGUUACAUGGCAAAGUGAAACUGGUGAUGAAUCGAUUGUUGUCGGUGAAGCGACAUUUUCGAACAGUCCAAAUUCAUCCAUUGGCAAUGAACCGACAAAAUCGAAUCCAAGAAAGAGAUCACAUUCACCUGUGUAUAAAAUCCAACCAAAAUUCGACUGUUUUGUGUGCAAACAACGUUUCACCAGCAAACAGAAUUUACAAAGCCAUAAAUUAAUUCAUGUAAACAAAACACUAUGCAGCUUUUGCGGCGAAACAUUCAGUGAAAAUGACAAAAAAAUCACACACGAAAUUACAGUUCACCCGCAGCCGAGUGUAAUGUUGAUGCCACUCGAAAAUGACAAUGAUCUAAAGAAUUUACUGAAUAAAAUGGGAAUCAAGGUAAAUGGGAAGGAUGACGUGAAAACAAUACGUCCAAAAAGACGUGUGAAAAUCACACAAAUGAUUCCAGUUUUAAAGAAGGCAAUUGGCAAGAGAAAAUUUACACAAAAACAAAUUUUGGUCAGAAGAAGUCAGAGAGGAGGGGGGAGAAUUAAGAGAAAAGAAACAAAACUGGUUUUUCAAAGGGAAGGCGUCGAAGAGAAAGUGAGAAUCAUGCCCGAGGAAAUUGACGACGAGUUAAAGGCUUUGUCGAAGGACAGUGUGGAUGGCACCAAUAGUUCCAUUGACACCGAUCACAUUAAUAGGCGUGGCGAAAUGUCAGGAAGUGACGGUGAUAGAACAGAGUCGAUGGAAUCCACCUCAUUUGUAAUUAACAGAGCUACUCAUAUGACGGAUGGUGGCACCAUGAAUAAACUCGGCGGUAAAAUAAAGAAUGGAAAUGGAAUUGAACGACAGAUCAUUCGUUCAAUUGAAAAUGAUACGGAGCUUGAUGCGGGGAACGGUACUGAGUUGAAGGCCGACAAGCUAAAUAACCCACCAGCUAGUGAAAAUAGUAUAUUAGUCGAAACUAAUCGUUACGGUGUCGAACGAACGGACGAUGCCACAGCUACCAAAGACGAUGGCACAGCACACAAAAGCAUUGAAACUUACAAACAUUUUAGUAACACAAACAAUGUCGAUGGUAAAGUAAAGAGCACAACCAAUGGAGGAUUGAAUGAAGAAAAUGCCAUAGAAUUUCAAGGAAUAUCGACGAGAAAAAAAUCAAUGGAGCUGUCACAGUCAUCAAAACGUAAAAUAGAGCCAAAACUUAACUGUAAGAGUAGGCGUACUGUUAAAAAAUUACAAAGAAUCAAACAAAAUGAUGUGAAAACAAUUAAAGACGAAGAAAAUUUGCUGGUUGCGCCAAUUGUGGAACAAAUUGAGAAUGAAGCGGUUACAACAAAAUCGAAAACCAACAGUGAUAUUUUGAAUGGGUCCGAUGUGCCGUCAUCUCAACAAUCGAACAAUAAUUUGUCAUCGUUCAAAAAUAAUGUUUGUCCAGACGUCGAUGGUGUGAAACAACAAGAAUUGAUUCAUAUUAAGGAAAAUUUACACGAUUGCCGGAAAACACGGUCUUGGCAGAACCAAUUCAAUCAAAUUGAACGGACGAAAUUCAAGGUUAACCAUAGCCCCACCAUCAAACUAUUUCGUAUACUGAAAAAUUAAAUGAAAAUAUUGUCAAUAAAAAAUUAUUACUUUUUU
This is a messenger RNA of Contarinia nasturtii (swede midge), 2206 nucleotides long. RefSeq names its product zinc finger and BTB domain-containing protein 24-like. The transcript has 4 exons. The record is from RefSeq and is a predicted model, not a curated record. Gene Ontology annotation, molecular function: DNA-binding transcription factor activity, RNA polymerase II-specific; RNA polymerase II transcription regulatory region sequence-specific DNA binding. The coding region runs from base 176 to 2170 and encodes 664 amino acids. Gene Ontology annotation, biological process: regulation of transcription by RNA polymerase II. Gene Ontology annotation, cellular component: nucleus. Lineage: Eukaryota; Metazoa; Arthropoda; Insecta; Diptera; Cecidomyiidae.